AUGCCCGCCGGAUGCGCCGUUAAUUUCCUUAGAUCGUCCAAUCAAAAUCGCCAGCGCUCCGGCAGCGUGCGGCAGCGCGUGUGGAACAAGGUCCAACGCGCCACGUCGCUUUCCGCCAUGGAUUUCCAGACGUUCGUGCGCUCGCUCGCGCAGGACCCGAAACCCGCGCAUUCGUUCAAGCCGUCCGGCGGCGGCGAAGGCGGAGAGGCUCGCGGAGGCGCGCAGCAGGUGCGCGGCGGAGAGGCUGCCGGCGCAGCAGCGCAGACGGCGCAGGAUUCUUUCUGUACUGGACUGGAAGUCCCCGCGGAUAGAGAUUUCUCCGCAGCAGCCAGCCCCGCAGCUUCCGCCGAUGCCUCCCACGCGGGGCUCUCGCGCGGGAGCGCCGGUAGCCGUUCCGCUGGCGUCGGAUCACACUGGGGCUUGGCGCGUUCCGCGUCAGACGCGCUGCAUCAGAUGUUCGGGGGCUCCGUGGGUGGCGCCGGGGGAAGCGGUGCGGGUGGCGCGGGGGGAAGCUCCGCGGACGACGGGAGGGAACCGGGGGAAGCCAGUGGCGGAAGCCAGCGGGGAGCAGCGGGGACGAACCGCGGGGCUGGCGGAAGGGGAAGCGGCGGUUCCGCUGGGAGAAGCGCAAGUUCUGGGGGGAGUGUUUUCCUACCGUUGAACCAGACUCCUAACCAAACUCCAAACCGAAAUCCCCCCCAGGGACCGUCAUAUUCACGGCAGCGGAGCUUCUCCGCCAGUGGCGCAAGCUUUUCCGCCAUCCCUUCCGCCAGCCCUUCCGCCAGCCCGUACGCUAGCCCUUACGCUGGUCCUGCUGCUGCCGCGGCCGUCCCUACCUCCUCCCCCUCCCCCUACUGUGGAGGGCUGGAGGCCUCAGGCGGAGGGCUGGGCCCUUCAGGCGGAAAGGCCGCAAGUUCUGCGGGGCCGAAGGCAGGGCUUCCGUUGCCGUUAUCGAAGUCCGCUAUAGCGAGGUUUAGGCUUCCGCGGAUGGCGUCAGAGAGCGGGCGGAGGCACAGGGCGUGGCAGGCGGACCUAGAGGAGGACGAUGGGGAGCCGCUGGAGGGGGAGGUGGUAUCUGAUCCGAUGGGAUCUAAUGCGGCGGAAUCUGGGGCAGGUGUAUCCGGGACUGAUGGAGUGAAUUACGGUAGGGGGAAUUCUGGUGGAGGAAGUUUUGAUGUGGGGAGUUACGGUGCAGGGGCUUGUUACGGUGCAGGGCAGAGGGGCGGGGGAGGGAGGUCAGGGUCGGAAGGAGGCGCGGAUGGUUUCAAGAAUCAGUCAACGCGGUCAAUGCAGUCAAUGCGGUUGUGGCAAGGGCGAGAAAAGGAGAGCUCAGAAGCUGGUGUUAGUGUGGGUCGUACUGGUGCUAGUGCUGGCUCUGCGGGUCAUGGGUUUGAUGCUGUUCAUGGUAUUUUCAGUGCUGCUGGCGAGGCUGGUGGGGUUGAUGGGCCUGGUGGGGAUGGCGGGGCUGCUGGGGGUGGUGGGAAUGGCGAAGGGAAUAGGGGGGAGAGGCAGGGGUAUGGCACUUACAGGGGCUCGCCAGCAGCAGCAAGGGGAGGAGCAGCAGCAGGAGGGGGGCGAGCGGGCGGCAGGGCGGACGGCAGGGCGGGCAGCAGGGCGGGUGGCAGGGCCGGUAGAGCAUUUAUUAUGCGGUCGGCAUCGCUCGGCAACGCUGGGGCUUUUAUGGGGCAGCUGGAGGGGGGUGACGUUUACGCUGACGUGGAUAGAGAUGUAGAUGACUCAGGUGGGGGCUUACCCGGGGGUGUGGAGGCUGGGCAAGGUCAGGAGUGGAAUACGGGCGGCACGGGGAGUGUGGCAAUGGGCGAUGGGGUUACCACAGGGGUUACCACAGGUGCUAUAGGGCCCAGGGCUGCUGGUUCUUCUGUGUCAGCAGCCGGGGUAAGUAGUGACCGGCUGGGCAGCCGGGGCAGAGGUAGGGGUAGGGGUGGUGGUAGGGGUAGUGGUGGUGGUGGUGGUAGGGGUAGCGGUGGUGGUGGUGCUGGUCGAGUCUCAGGCUCUCCGUCUGCUACUCUCUCUCUCCGGAACUAUGAGAAGUUCCGACCCUCAUCAGCAGCAGCACCUUCAUCAGCAGCAGCAGCAGCAAGAGCAGCAGGAGGAGGAGCAGGAUCAGUGCAACUCGUAUCAGGAUCAGGGGAAGAGGAUUGGGAGAAGGAGAAGGAGGAGGAGGAGGAGGAUGAGGGACUGGCUCCUGUAGCUGCAACUGGCAACGCCCCAGGUGCCUCUAGACGAGCUGGUUACAGCACUGGCAGUGGUCGUGGUGCUAGUGGCUCUUCUGCUGGUGCUGCAGGUGGUGUUGCUCCUGGCAGUGGCCGUGGCCGGGAUAACCCUAACUCUACCCAGGGUAACCGCCGCCUGCUGCGGCAGCACACCGACGACCCAACGCAGCUGAAUCGCGUCCAGACGCCUGACGCUCUUUCAUCCUUUCCUGCCGUUCCCUCCCGCCUUGGUCCUGGAAGUCUCCAGCGUACGUCGUCCUCGGCUUACCAGCGGCCGUCCUCCGCUGCCCAGCAACCUUCAGCUGCCGCCCAGCGGACUUCUGCUGCCACCCAGGGGUCUUCUGCCGCCCAGCGGCCUUCUUCUGCCGCCCAGCGGCCUUCUUCUGCCGCCCAGCGGCCUUCUUCUGCUUCCCAGCGACCCUCCUCUGCUGCCCAGCGACCCUCUCUGUCCUCUUCUGGGCGGCAGCAGCAAUUUAGAGUCCAAGGGCAGUUGCAGCAUCAGGGGGAAAUGCAGGGGCAGGCACAGGGGCAGAUGGUUGGGCAGAUGCAUUAUCAAGGGCAGAUGCAGCAUCAAGGGCAGAUGCAGCAUCAAGGGCAGAUGCAGCUGCAAGGGCAGGGACUUGGGCAGGCAAAGGAGCAGAUGCAACAGCAUGGGCAGAUCUUCAACCAGUCCAGCCCCAAAAGCGGGGCUUUAAGCCCUCACAACCAGACUGCAAUCCGCUCUCCCUCUGCCAGAAGCCCUUAUGCCGGCCUGCCCCCUCCUCCUACCCCUCCCUUGCGAUCUCCGUCCGCUCGUUCUCCUCUUUCUCCUCUUUCAUCCCCCCUUUCUCGGGAGCAGUUGAGCUCACAUCGCCCUGUCCCAGCAUUGGUGCAGCAUGCACCUGCUAGCCCCUCCCAGGGCGUGUAUGGGCCGUUUGAAAUGCAGGAAAUGCCUGCUCAAGCUCCCAUUCACCCUCCUCACUCUCAGCACACGCUCACUCACUCCCCCCAUUCGCCCCUUCAUUCUCCUCGUGCUCCCAUGCACCCCCCCCAUGCGCCCAUGCACUCCCCCCGUUCUCCAAUGCACUCCCCACGUGUUGCCCCACACUCCCCCCAUGCGCCCAUGCACUCCCCCCAUGCGCCCAUGCACUCCCCCCAUGCGCCCAUGCACCCCCCCCAUGCGCCCAUGCACUCCCCCCAUGCGUCCUUGCACUCCCCCCACGCGCCCAUGCAGUCCCCCCAUUCGCCCAUGCACUCCCCACGUUCUGCCCCACUCUCCCCCCAUGCGCCCAUGCAACCCCCCCAUGCUACCCCACACUCCCCCCAUGCGCCCAUGCACUCCCCCCAUGCGCCCAUGCACUCCCCUCAUGCUGCCCCACUCUCCCCCCACCCUCCUAUGCACUCCCCCCAUGGCCUCACCCAUACUCCCCAUUCCCCCCUACAGUCCCCCACACAAGUACUGCACUCCCCCCAUUCCCCCCUUCACUCCCCCCAUGCACACUCCCCAUCCCAUCCCUCAUUCCCCCCACACUCCCCCUUGCGCUCUCCCCACACAGCCCCUCCAUAUAACCAGCAACCGCCUCUCUCCCCCACAUUCUUUUCCCCCAAUUCCUUCAACCCGGAGGCUCGGGAAGUCCCUGAGGCUGGCCAACCGUCAAUGAGUGUGCUGGUUGCAGCAGUUGCUGCACGUGGCGUGGUGGAGCCAGGCUUGCUGCAGCCAGACUUGGGAGUAUGGAUGCCCAGCAACGGUAGGAGCGGCUGCAUUAGCAGCAGAUUCAAGAGAGCGAUGGCGUCUGCUGCUCCUGGUGCCAACCACAGCCGCAGGGAUGUCGCCGCUUCUGCAUCUUCUGCUGCUGCUGCUUCCGCAAGCAGCACGGGCUCAGGAGGGCCAGCAGUGUCGGAGGCAGUCAUUGUGGGUGGAGGAUUGGCCGGCCUCGCAUUGGCUAUCGGCCUUCGGAACAUUGGGAUUGACGCACAGGUGUAUGAGGCGCGCAAGGAGGUGGGAGGAGGGGAGGGCACCAUCAUCUCUCUCUUCCCCAACGGGCUCAGGGCGCUCAGCCGAAUCGACCCUGCCAUUGUGCCCCAGGCAUACCCGGCCAGCUUCCUCCUCUCGCCUUCAGGAGACAUGAUUGCCCCAAGGGGCUACAGUGCCACCUUGCCCUCCAGCAACAGCUUCCUUCUCUUCAUCUCCUGCCUUGCCCUUCCCUCCCCUCCCUAUCCUCUCCAGCUGAUUCCCCUGGGUGUGACGGAUCCUGCGAGUUUUCUCCUCUCCCCCGCGGGCGAAGUCAUCGCCCCGUGGGGCUACAGUGCCACCAUGACUGCUCGCUUUGGCCUGCCCAUGCUCUCCAUCCGCUGGCGGGACGUGCUCGACGUGCUGCGUGGAAUGCUGCCGAACGACGCCGUCCACACCGGCCACCGGCUCGUGAAGGUCACGCAGAUGGAGGAGGCUGGAAGGAACGGAGAGGAGUCUGGUGCGGUGGAGAGCGUGGCAGAGGGAAAAGGCAGGGUGGAGUGCUUUUUCUCCACUGUAUCUUGCGGCAACGAGCAUCUCGUGCGCGUGGAGACCCCGCUGCUGCUGGGGGCAGAUGGCAUUCACUCGGAGGCACGGAAGCAGCUGCUGGUGGGGACAGCAGGCGAGGGAGUGAGUCCGCGGGACAACGGUAGAACCAUCUGGAGGGCCAUCAUCGACAGCAGCCUCUGCCCCCAUCCACUCCUCAAUCCGCAACACAUCCUAGCCAUGGUGGGCCCCGGCCGCACAGCCACCAUAUCAGACGCUGCAGCAGGCAGGCUCUACUGGGCGUUCACGCUCGUCGAUUCCGCCGAUCCAACGGUCAGCAGCGCACGGUCCAGCGGGGGGGAGGAGGCGCGGGGGAAGAUUCUGCAGGCGUUUGAGGGGUGGGAUGUGGUGACUCAGCUCGCGCUCGCCACUCCCCCCGACCUCAUUCUUGAACGCCGCGUGCUCGACCUCCCGCCCCUGCCCUUCUGGGUCAAAGGCAGGACGGCUCUCCUCGGAGAUGCGGCGCAUGCAGUGACGCCAGCGCUGGGGCAGGGCGCCAAUCUGGCGUUUGAGGAUGCGGCUCAGCUGGUGGAGUGCCUCCUUGCGAACACCCAUGUCAGCGAUGCCUUGCAUUCCUUCCAGUCCAUCCGCAUGCCGCGUGUCCAAGCUGUGGUCUCACAGAACGUCGCGUCGUCCAAGAAAAUCUAUGAAGAUAAAGAAGAAGAGGGCACAGAGAGGGAUAGCAGCAAGAGAACCGAAGCAGCAGCAGGUGCAACGACAGCAGGUAAGGGAGGGGGAGAAGAGUCUGAGUUCUAUGAGUACCUGUACUCUUAUGACACACUUUCCCUUGAGCAGUCUUAA
Closterium sp. NIES-65 is the source of this 5571-nucleotide messenger RNA. Lineage: Eukaryota; Viridiplantae; Streptophyta; Zygnematophyceae; Desmidiales; Closteriaceae. The record is from the annotation of a GenBank genome assembly.